AAACGAGUACAUACAAUUCAGACGAGUACCUUAAGCUCUGCUGAUAACUAGUGGACGAUUUCAGCCGCCGAGUUCAUCUUGAAUACCGAGCACACAAAACCUAUACCCCUUCACAUUAUCUGGACGUUUAAUAUACUGGGCAAGCAUUGGCAAUAAAGGUGGUAGCAAUAACAGGCGUAUUGUGUCACGGUGUAAUUAUCAAACCAAUAACGGCUUAACACAAACCGAGAGAAGUUGUGCACGAUGGGGUUGCUUGUACAGGCAUUAAUACUGAUUAUUGUCAAUGUGUCGUUUCACUGUCUCUGCAUUAACCCAGCGGACGUAAUAUUUGCCGUUAACGCUGGCGGCGAAGAACAUGUGGAUCUUAAUGGGAUACGGUAUGUAAGAGAUUAUAAUAAUUUCGGCAUCGCGUCUGACUACGGGAAAAAUAGAUACAUACAUCGAGUAGCACAGCACGACCAGAUUCUUUACCAAACGGAAAGGUAUGCUCUCAACACGUUCGGCUAUUCAAUACCGAUCGACAUUCAAAUGGAGGGUGACUACGUGAUGGUGUUGAAAUUCAGUGAAGUCUACUUCAUGGGUUCAGGCGAAAAAGUGUUCUCUGUGGUCCUGAACGGUCUCACUGUUGUACCCCACCUAGAUAUUUUUGAAGAAGUCGGGUACUCAGUUGCUCAUGACGUAUAUAUUGAAUUUCAAGUGUUUGAUUCAACCUUAUAUUGGAAAAACAAGAGGUCCAGAAUUGUGUCUAAUCAGAUACGAGUAGACUUUGUGAAAGGUGAAAAAGACAAUCCCAAAAUUAACGCAAUAUAUGUAGCCCAUUGUACAAUCGUAGAUAUACCAAAAUUACCAUGGUUCCAUUUCGUGCAAGAACUACAUCAAUACGACUCAUCACAGGAAAACGACGAAGCCUCUCAAUAUGAAGAAUUACAAGCGUAUAUUGAAGAAAAAAAAGCACAGUAUAAACAUCCUAAUAAUUACAGAGCUGUACCACCUGAACCUACGUAUAAGUGGUUCUCCCAAUAUUUUAUUGUGAUAAUGUUUGUCCUUUUUAGCACCGCGUUAAUAUAUUUAACUUCUAAUUUUGCAUAAAUAGGCAAUUUUAACUUAAACUACACGUAUAAUAUUUGGCUAGUUAUUGUAUAACACAUACAGAUUACUGCAGGAUUUAUUAAACUUUUUGUU
Molecule: messenger RNA, 1182 nt
Organism: Adelges cooleyi (spruce gall adelgid)
Lineage: Eukaryota; Metazoa; Arthropoda; Insecta; Hemiptera; Adelgidae
Product: malectin-like
Exons: 6
Coding region: 244-1089 (281 amino acids)
Cellular component (GO): membrane
Molecular function (GO): carbohydrate binding
Source: RefSeq, a predicted model, not a curated record